Messenger RNA from Parasteatoda tepidariorum (common house spider), 627 nucleotides. Lineage: Eukaryota; Metazoa; Arthropoda; Arachnida; Araneae; Theridiidae. The record is from RefSeq and is a predicted model, not a curated record.
AUGAUAUAUCUUCAUCCUGGCAGUUCUAACUCUGCCGUUAAAAUCCUAGCCAGUAAAUCUAGAAUUGCACCUCUAAAAACAACAUCCGUACCUCGUUUGGAGUUAUGUGCAAGCCUUUUACUUGCUAAGUUAGUUCAAAAAACUCUACCAUCGCAUUGGCUUGGAUUAACUCUUCUCCAAUUGAAUACAUUUGUUGGAAAUCGUGUAUCCAAAAUUCAAACAUUUUCAAAUAAUUUUCACUGGAGACAUAUACUAUCGGAGGGGAAUCCUGCUGACUUGAUUUCGCGAGGAAUCGAUCCUUCCGAAUUGGAGUCACUGGACUUGUGGUUUUCUGAACCAUCGAGUUUAGACAUUCAACCAACCGAUCAACAAUCCAUUGAAAAUUUGAACAGUGAACUUUAUGAGCAUGAACUGAAAAAAUCAUCGAAUAUAACUCUUACUUUGUCUUCCAACUCAGACUCUGUUAAUAGUUUUCUCACUUUAAGUAAUAAUUUUGUAAAACUAAUUCUUAUCUUGAGUUACAUUUAUAGGUUCAUUUCUAAUUGUCGGAAAGAGGAAAGGAUGAUUGGUCCCGUCACUAGAGAGGAACUUCAGCAUGCAAAGCUUUCUCUAGUGAAGUUAGUACAG